AUAGCCUGGAAUCACUUUCCAGUGCCAGUGCACUCACGAUAAAUCGAGAAGUAUCUCUUGGUAGCGUUCCUGAGCUGAACAGGCGAAUUUACCGUAUAUUUAUUGCAUCAAUGUCCUGUCAACGAAUAUACGUGAUUGGUUCAGCCGGUCAGUGUUACUAGUACAAUAGCAGCCUGUUUGUCAACGUGCACGAGUUGAGAGACGUCGACAUCAAUGGCGGAAGUUGGCGCAUAUGGGUUUGAGGAAGUCGGUGAGGCCAGAGUACCCGCCUCAUAUUUUUCAAUACCAGCUAAUAUAAUCAGGCCGAAAUCGUUACUCGUUUUGUGCCAGCAUAUGAAUAUCCCUCGUCCCGGCAAAGACUGGAUGAUGUUGGCCGACAAUAUGGAUUAUUCUAUGCUAGAAAUACAGACCUUCGAACGGAGCCAAGAUCCGACAAGAUCGUUAAUGAACGACUGGGGUAUGAAAGGGUCAACCAUUGGAGAAUUAUUACAAAUGUUACUUGACCUUGACCGUUAUGAUGUAUUUGACGAUCUUCGGAAACCUUUAGAAAGAGACAUUGGAAAAUGGAAAAUAGAUCAGAAGAAAGCACAAGAUGAACUUGAUGCUCCCAUCCAAGUCAAUGAAAUACAUACAAGUACACAGUCGGUAAAUUAUCCGAAUCUACCUUCCACUGAUGAAUUAAGGGGAAUUACUUUAAGAGAUCAUGCAAGUGGUCCACCAGAAAUUUUUGAUGCCUAUGUGUGUGCGUGCGAUAAAGAUCAUUCAUUUGUCCUUGAAGUAAUGAAGCGACUGGAGAAACCACCGUAUAAUUUAAAGCUUUGCGUUGAAUUUCGGGAUUUAGUACCAGGAAAUACUUAUGUGUCAGCAACAGUAGAACUUAUCCAUAACAGAUGCAAAAGAAUGAUCAUUGUUGUAUCACCAGAUUUUCUUAAUAGUGAACAGUGUGAAUUUCAAGCCAAAGUAGCACUCUCUUUCUCGCCUGGUGCAAGAAUGAAGCGCAUUGUUCCAAUAUUACUAAAAGCAUGUGAAAUGCCACCAAUUCUGAGGCAUAUUACGAAAUGCGACUACACCAGACCUGACCUGCGAGAAUGGUUCUGGCAGAGACUCUUUCGUUCUUUGAACCUACGAUAG
Molecule: messenger RNA, 1131 nt
Organism: Saccoglossus kowalevskii
Lineage: Eukaryota; Metazoa; Hemichordata; Enteropneusta; Harrimaniidae
Product: myeloid differentiation primary response gene 88
Biological process (GO): MyD88-dependent toll-like receptor signaling pathway; innate immune response; defense response to Gram-positive bacterium
Cellular component (GO): plasma membrane
Molecular function (GO): Toll-like receptor binding; TIR domain binding
Source: RefSeq, a predicted model, not a curated record